Molecule: messenger RNA, 8572 nt
Organism: Acinonyx jubatus (cheetah)
Lineage: Eukaryota; Metazoa; Chordata; Mammalia; Carnivora; Felidae
Gene: RAB27B
Product: RAB27B, member RAS oncogene family
Exons: 6
Coding region: 1823-2479 (218 amino acids)
Biological process (GO): melanosome transport; positive regulation of exocytosis
Cellular component (GO): melanosome; secretory granule
Molecular function (GO): GTP binding; GTPase activity
Source: RefSeq, a predicted model, not a curated record
UGAAGAAGUUUUCAUCUUUGGGCCUGAUACUGUAUAUUGAAUAUAUUUAGAUAGAUUUGCUCAAGAUGAAGCUUGUCCUAACAGUGUCACAGAAAAUAUUACAAAAAAGCAUAGCUAACUUUAAGCAAAAUUUUACAGUAUGCUGCUAAAUCUUCUUGACUCUAUUAUUUUCAUUUCUCCAGGAGCUGCAGUAUCCCCCAACUUUAUCUUGCAUUUAGGCAGCCAGUAGCUCUAACUUGUUCCCCCUGAUCAAGACUUGUGCUCAGGGAAGAAUUUAGCAUUGGUCACUUAUAUCUCAGUUAGAAUACAUUUAACCUUUCCCAAGAGAAUUAACCAUUUCACCCAGUAAUACUGGUGAAAUGAUAGACUUUUUCAUCCUUCAGAGGAGUUUCACAUGAGCAAGUUUGGGAGAGAAAGAGAGAAGAAGGCAGAGAGAUGGUGGCAUUGAUAUUCCCAAAAAGGGGGAAAUUAUACCACUCUGGCAGCAAUCUCCUCUAGCAACCCAUUUGGCUCAGACUAGGAACAGCAACAUCUUCAACUGUAAAGUCCUGGUAAGGUAUUCAGGACCAUCAAAACUCAGAACUAACCCCUGCUUUAUAGACCGUCACUGAAAACAUUUUCCCAUGAAGAAUUUCAUGUCAAUACUUGAGAUGCCCGUAUCCUUUUAUUAAGGAAGGCUGGCUGUUGAUGGAAGCUAAGCAUUUCUUCCAGAGCCAUGAUUAUACUUUGUAUAGAUACUAAACAAAAGCAACAACAAAAAAGAGAGAACAUUUACCAUCAGCCAACAUUCACCGUGAGAGUCCUAUUCAGUGAAGAAAGCAUAUUAUAGAGGAGGAGAGCUUUAGCAUCGAAGUAGGUACUGGAAGCUCUCAAAACACUUUAACUCAAAAACAGUUUGUUAAUUAAAGAAACAUCCAUCAAUAAUAAAUUUAGCAGGAUUUUGCAGCAGUAAGGUUCAAAUUUUAGAAAAUUCUAAUGUAAAAAAUUUGCCGAUCUUCCAAAUGAUGUAACUGGAUACUGAUUUGCUAAGUACCUAAUUAUCAUCUUUAUCAUUAUUUAUCCAAAGACAUGAAACCUUUUAGUUUUGAUGACUAACUAAAGUGACACCAUCAAAAAAUAAAGUUUUGUUUGAAUUGAUGAACAUGUGCACUAUUUUCUUACAGGUAGGAAAUGAUUAGAAUUAUCUAGCAAUUUUCAGAUAUGUCUAUGGGGUAACCUGUUGUUGGAAGUUAAUUUUAAUCACCCCAUAACUGAAGAGUAUGUUUUCUGGAUCUGUAAAGGUGGGAAAAUAUUCUUCUGUCUCAUAUAAUAGGAGAGAUACUUUUCUAGGAAUAUCUUUAUAGGCCUUCCUUUACAUGGGCUAUAAUAAACCCCUUUCUGCAACUCAUGAAUCAGAGUUUUACCAAAUGCCAAAUCGUUUUGCUGACCUCAGGAGUGGAAAUGUCGGUAAGUAUGUGGUAGGUGGUAUUGUAAUUCAAAGGUAUUACCAGCACGGGUGUUCUUGGCAUUUAUUCAUGGCGUCACCCAUAGCCAUUGUAACAGAAGAAAUUAAGACUGAGGCAAAGGAGGUUAGGGCAAUAGAAAAAAAUGGCAAAUGACAUUCCUUCAGGUAGGUGAGAUACUAGCAGAAUUACCACAGCUAUUCUUCUUCCUAGAUUUUCUCCUUUUUCAAAGUCUGGAAAACAUUCAGCAGAUUUGCCAAAUACAACAGAUUUGCCAUUGGAGAACAGAGGCUUUGGUAUUUCAAAACAGAAGAUUGUUAGAUGCUGCUUUUGAAAUGAUUUCAAAUCAAUGUUUUUAAAGGCCUGCCGAGUCCAUCACUAUGACCGAUGGGGACUAUGACUAUCUGAUCAAACUCCUGGCCCUUGGAGAUUCGGGGGUGGGGAAGACGACAUUUCUUUAUCGAUACACAGACAAUAAAUUCAAUCCCAAGUUUAUCACCACUGUAGGGAUAGACUUCCGGGAAAAACGUGUGGUUUAUAAUGCACAGGGACCCAAUGGAUCAUCAGGGAAAGCAUUUAAGGUGCAUCUUCAGCUGUGGGACACUGCAGGACAAGAACGAUUCCGGAGCCUCACAACUGCAUUUUUCAGAGAUGCCAUGGGUUUCUUAUUAAUGUUUGACCUCACCAGUCAACAGAGCUUCUUGAAUGUCAGAAACUGGAUGAGCCAACUGCAAGCAAAUGCUUAUUGUGAAAAUCCAGAUAUAGUAUUAAUUGGCAACAAGGCAGACCUGCCAGACCAGAGGGAAGUCAAUGAAAGGCAAGCCCGGGACCUGGCUGACAAAUACGGCAUACCAUAUUUUGAAACAAGUGCAGCAACUGGCCAGAAUGUGGAGAAAGCUGUGGAAACCCUUCUGGACUUAAUAAUGAAGCGAAUGGAACAGUGUGUAGAGAAGACACAAGUCCCUGACACCGUCAACGGUGGAAACUCGGGAAAGCUAGAUGGGGAGAAACCAGCAGAGAAGAAAUGUGGCUGCUAGUCCCUGCAUAGGAACUGAUCAUCAAAAACCCCACCCAAAUAUUAUUUCCCAAAACAGCGGCAAACCACAAAAUUGUUGUUGAGUAGAACAUGCAUACUGGCAUAUCUUGCUUUUCUGCCUGAAAAAUCUAUUUUAAGAAACCAGAAUAGUCAACAGUGUUCAAAGGAUUGACCAGUUGUCUCUGAGGCCCCUCCAGACAAGAUCAGAGAUUUCCUAAUGUGGUCUCACUAUGAUGGAUGCUCAAUUUGUGUGUGUGUGUGUGUGUGUGUGUGUGUGUUUUUAUAAAGAAGAUGAGUAGAUAAGAAAGUAUUCAAGAUGAUUAUCUGUGAGUUUUAAAUCACAACAAAAAUUACCAUGUCACAUGGGGGAAAGGGAUAGGCCAGUAAAGGGAAAAUAUAGAAAGACAAUUUUUUUCUUAAAGAUUGGAUUUACUUCUCAUAUAGAAUUUGAUUUGUCCUUUUAGUUUUGCAUUGGGGGGACAUAUUUUGCUAAAAAUGGGUACCCAAUAAAGAAAUCUAAAUCGAUCGUUAAGAAUGACAUGGCUAUGCACACCCAAUAAGCUGUCCUAGGAUGGCUUAAUUGCUGAUAAGUUUAUGAGAGUGUGAAAGUCAGACUUCUGCUAAAAUAUGGGAGAUUGUAUAUUAAUGUCCUUUUUAUAUUCUUAAUAAAUGACAAAUAGACAAGGACAGGACUGUGAAUGACAAAGUACAAAAGAAAUGCCCUGGAAGAAAAAUGAACGUAUGAUAACAUGGCAUUUGGACAAAUGAAAUUAAAUGUGUCUGUUACAGAUGUCUGGAAGAGUCAUUUAGCCAAAUUUCACCCAAGCCAAUUAGAAGUUGACAUUAUCACUUGGGAUUAAGAGAAUCUCCAGAGGUUUCCCUUUCAAACAAAAUUUUGAAAAUCAGUUCAUUGUUCAGUCUCACGUUUCAUUUUUCUUAGCAAAUGGUCAUGAGGAGAAAUUAAAGGUUGCCAAAUUUCUUUAUUUCUUUAGAAAUGCAGUCAAGAAAAACUAUUUAGCCUUACUUGGUUUUUUUAGAUAAAAUAUGUCAGCAAUAUGAAAAGAAAAAGUGACUAAUAGUUGUGUGUUUCUUUUUAAUUUACAAAAACAAUGGAAACUUGGAAUCACUUUUCUACCCUCCACACCCACCCCUGGCUUUGAAUCAAUUGUAGAAAUACAGGUGUAUCACUUUGUAGAGCAACAACGUCAGAAUGAUGGAUGGUUUUAUGCUUGCUCUGAAUUUUCAUGUCAUUCAUCACAUAACAAUUGAUGAUACCUCAUGCCAUAAAACAAUAUAUUUAACAUUUGUUUUCAUUUCGCCUCAGGCAAAAUACCCACCUUUGAAGUAUAUUUGGGGGUAGGGAAAGAGUGGAGCUAUAUCUUAUCUCUAAAAAGUUGGUUAAUCAUUUUAUUUUUUCACAUAAAACUGCCUUUUUUAAAAAAAAAAUCAUCACAAACAUAUUUUCCAUUGUCCUAUUCUUAGUAUUGUGUCUAAACUGAUAUUACAUUGUUUUUUUUUUAUCUUUAUGGUAAGCCUAAGGAACUCCUAUUAAACGAUUAUUUAAAUACUUGUCAGUUUUACCUAUAACAAAGGCAUCACGCUUCAAGUUUUCUCUUUUUAUCAUGAGUAUAUAAUUUUGAUAGGAUGGUUCCUCUUCCUAUAAAAUUUGCUAAUUAAAUUUCAUUUUGCCAUACUCUGUAUAUUUUUAAAUUACAAACAUUAGGAACCCUAAAUCCAAGUCCCCCAUUCUCCCCUUGAGCCUCUCUCUAAGGUCUACAUCUGGUAUUGACUCAGUUUUAGGAACACAGAUCCAAAGGAUUGUCUAAGAUGUUCUUGCAAAAUUCUCAGUGUUAAUUGCUCAGUUCCUCUGACUUCUGCAGCAUAAGGCCAGCUUCUAAGAUCCAUCCUGCUUGGGUGUUCCUUCCAAUGGUGUUUUUCUCUACGAUGCUCUUCGUGACCUCAGUGCCUGAGCCAUGGGGAUAGGAAGCUAUUAGCCAAGCUCAAAGAUGUUUUAACUGAGAGUAAAGUGAGAAGAAGCAAUAUAAUCAUUGCUGUGGCAAAAUUUGGCAAACUUCCUAUGGUCAUUUUAUCAACUCUUCUUUGGAUUCGAAUUGUGAUGUCCCCUGCAUCUCCGUAAUAGGGAAUGUUUAGCCUUUAUAAAAUCCUAAAGGUAUUCUAUUUUGGAUUUGGUUUUUUGUUUUUGUUUUUGUUUUUGUUUGCUGUUUGUUUUUGGUUUCUAUUCUUUUUCCAGUUAUAUGAUUGACUUAUUUUUGCCAAGAUUCUGUCAUUGUCAGUUAUUUCACAAGAAUUUCUUCGGAGUCUAUUUUAAGAUCAUUAUUUGAUAGAUGUAGCAUGAAGCAGAGGGCGAUGAUGCCCAUAAUUAUAGAACUAUGCCUAUAAAAAUAACAAUUAUUGGGUAGCAUUCUCAAGAGGAAGGAAAUCUAAAGAAGACAAGGAAACUAAAAUAGCAUCCUACUUAUAAAUAAGUACUUGAUCUAAAAAAAUAUUUUCUCUGACAAGUUUGACAUCUGAUCCCAAAUUCUAUGUGACCAUUACUGGAAAUUCCUUCACUUAAUUAUUUCAGAAUUAAUAAUUAUGUAUAAUCCAUUUUAUAAUUUCAAAUUGGUUUGAAAUUUCUUGUUAGUAUACAGAUUGCUUUAAAGAAUUGCAUACCUCCUUUAACCCAAAACAGCAUGUAUUUUUAGCCCAGAUGUAUCCUGUUAUUAUUAUCUCCCAAAUGCUUUGGUAAACCCCCAUACUGUAUUUUGGGGAAAUAUUUAAAAUGUAGAUGAAACUUCUUUCUGAUAUAGAAAUCACUUCUGGAGUGCUUACACUAGUUUGAUGUUUACAUUGCUCUAACACAGUGCCUCGAAUACCUCUGUGACCAAAUUUGUCUCCAACCACAUAGCUCACAGUUCCUAUGAUGUCAUAAAAGAAGAGGGCCUCACAGAGACACUAAUACAGUGAAAGAUAUCCUGGUGUCUUCAGCAAAGCGUACAGGAUGUUACUGGAAUCUGGAGAUGAUUACCACCAUCUCUUUCUCCUAAGCUUCUCACGGAAAGGGCAUUGCUUGAGAUUCAACUGUGAGUAGGUACAAGGUUACCUUCUAAUACACAAAAAGAAAAAUCCUUUGAAAACUGUGUCAAAAAAUAGCUGAGAAAACAUGUCGUCUUGGUAUGACGGGUGUCACAAGUCAUAAAUUGGCAGAGAAAAUGCGAAACGCUAGGAAUUGAGCUUGUGGGUCUCUACGUAAGUUUUAGAAUUCUUGAAACUGCUCUAGUGAUUUGCUAUCAUUUCCAUAUUAUCAGCUAUACACUGCAAAAAAAUUCAAAACCAGCAUUUUCUAAAGCAAAGUAAACAUUUCAUCUGUUGUUCUUAACCAGAUGGGCCAGUCCGGUCCAUGUAUCAGCGGAUGUCUUUGUUAUGCUUCUAGCGUAAAUUAUUCUCUGCCAACCUGCACACAUGAAAUAAAAUGAACUGGGUAAGAGUUUUAAUCCGAUCUUUCUUGUCUCCACUGUAAGAGGGAGAAGUUUGACCAUAGGGAAUUACGUGACGACAUUAAGAAUAAUUUAAUAACAGCCAAAAUAUCCUAUAAAGUGUUAAUUGAAUCCAGUGGAAAUCAAUACGUUUGAUGAAGCUCAUCUACAUACUCAUCAGCCAGAAAGAGAAGCAAUAUGUGUAAUAGUGAAUAGCUAGGUAUAGUAGGAACCUGGAACCUAUGUCCAUGACACAAAAUUAUUCACUGCUCUGUAUCUCUGCUCACUUUUAAAAAGGUUACAUAUGCUUUCUUCAGUGUCUAUUAUACUAAAACAAUGAAGGAAAAUUCUCAUCCAUGAAGAAUUUUGGGGUUAUCAUCUCCAACUCAAACUGUAAAGAGAUAAUAUUGAAAUUUCUGGUUUCCUAAGAGAAUGAACUCUUUAAAAGAGAGCUCUGAGAGCUGGUGUGAGCCAAAGGGAUGGAAAAGUUGUCUUUCACCCUGUACCACCAAGCUUUAAAACAUUAAAAGAAGGCUGGUGCCUGUGAAUAUUUUAGGGAAAGCUUUGUUAUCUUUAAAGAUGCCAAGAUGCUUGAGAAAGUUGUCAGAGAAUUCACCAAACACUAUAUUUUCUUCUUGAUCCUCGACCAAUAUGAUAUAAACUUGUUUCCGGGGAGAGCGCUGAGCUCUUAGACAUGGAAAGCAGAAAUAGAGUAUUAUCUGAGAUGAAUGUUGUCUCAAUGCUUUAUAAACCCAUGACGAUAUUUGUCUCAAAGUAGAACUGAUAAAAUCAUUGUUAGAAAUCUAAGGAGUUUUAUAAAUUUGUUGCCUUAGAAUUCUUAGGUGGAGACCCAAACAUGAUGACAUUGUUGGGGAAAAGCUGUAAAGGGAGGUUAGAGUUAAAUGUUGCCUGAAUAGUGUUCUUAAAUAUUGCGGAACACACAGAAGGCCAUACUUUGAGUUUGACUUUUAGGUAGAAAACAAAAGGAGAAUUAGUAACAGGUAGAGUUUUUGUAACUAGAUCCAUGGCAAAUAUUUAACCAUCAUUUUUAUCUACCAAGUAGUUUAUGCCUUUAGAACUAAGCUAAUAAAAACAUUCAAACGCCAAAUGUUUCAUUAGUGGCAUCAAAAUGUGGGAACUUUGAAACAUUUUGUUUGCUCUAUCCGAACUUAAUUUUUUCAUAAAUUGCAUUUUGAUUAAUUUUUCAAGGAAUAGAAUCAAAAAGAUGCUUCUCUGCAGAUCUCCUUUUACCAACAGUGUAUGGUUGAGAUAUUUUCUAGCUUCAUAUAUAGAUAGAACAAAAAACAAGCAAAAAACAUUAGUAACAAAAUAGUGGGGUUAUUUAAAAGGGUGUCAGCUUUUGAAGAAAAAAACUUACAAAGAAAUCAUCUUUGAGUCGAUCAAACUUGUUUAAUGGCUCCUUUUCUUUCCAACAGGUCACGGAAAUCAUGGCUAAUAUCCCUCAACUAACUUAGUCUUUAAGAAUCAUUAGCAAAUUUUGUAGAAGUGGGCAUGUCUGUCCUUAACCUAAUGGAUCCCUUAUUUAACCAAAGGCUCUUGUCCUUAUAUCUGUUGGAAUAUCAAAAUAGUGUCUGUCCCUAGUAAACGUAUUCUUAUAAUUUUCUGUUCUCCAGGUUAUUUUUUUAAAUCCUCUUUGAGAGGAAACCUAGUAUUGUAGAAAGGAGACUCGUCAGAAAGAACAAUUUGGGGCUCAUGAGUGUGCCAUUAAAUAUCUUAGUGGCUUCUCUUCAUAUGGAACUUACAAACCCUGUGUCCCUCAUAGAGUUCAUGUCAGUAUCAAAGGAAACUACAUCUAAGAAAUUGGUUUGUAAAUUAUGUUCCCUUUUGUAAACAGGCACUAUUAUCAUAAGCUAAGAGUAAUAAAAAUUACAGUAAUAAUUUAAACCACUUGUGAAAAGAAGUGUCAUAGCAGGGACAAAACACCAAUUUUAGUAGUGGGUAUUGGAAGGCAUAAAAUGUUAGCAACUUGAAGUCGUUGUAUUUGAUUGGAAAUGUUUAAUAUAUCUCAAGUUCUUGAAAAAACUAUGAGCUCUAUUUCAUUUUGUAUGUCAUCUUGUAUUUCUUUCAAGGAGUCCAAUUACAUUCUAGAUAGUAUAUUACAACUUGGUCAGAUCCUCCUUGUACAAAUAGGGCUUUUGUGUCCAUAGCCUUGCAAAAGGUACUGACUGCAUCUGAAAUUAUCUAAGAGAAAUAAGUUAUCCUGCUUAAUGUAUUAAAAAUAGAUAAUGUUCAACAUAACACUGAAGUGCUUCACUGUAUUCUGACAGUCUACCUUUAAGUGAUAUUAUUCUCAUUGUUAGGCUAAGCACUUUUGAUUGUUUUGUCUGUCAUCUACACAGACCACUGUUUUGUCUAGUGCUAUGAAUGUAAAUGAAAACCUUAAACACGGUGUUUUUACUUUAUGCACCCCUGAGUAGACUGUGGUGCCUGACAAACACUGUUAGAUCAUAAUUUUGUUGUAUCAAAGUUCUAGUGGCUUCAGAAAUCAUAGCAUCCAAUGAUUUUGUGGUGUCUGGGUUUGAACACUAUGGUGGAGAACUGUAUUCAGUGAUUGUUUCUGCACAUUUUUUCAAAUAAAAAUGCAUUUUUAUCAGUAA